CUGGUGAUCCUCCUGUCACCGCGUCCGUGCUCUGCCUGCUUUCCAGCGUAGAACAUGCAUGGAACUGAACCUCUAGCUAGAUAAUAUUCAUUCAAAAAAGAUCAUAUAUAAAAGGGAAAAAAGCAAAAAGAAAGGUUUGCAGACUGAUUUGGCAUUUUGCAGCAUAUGGAAGAUACGUUCAGAGCUUGCAUGUAGAAAUAAGGGCAUGGAGCGCUCCUGAUCGGCAAGCAGAGCCAUCCGUGCCUCAUCUCGGAUCCGUGUCGAUGUCUGGAGGUCUGGCCAUGUCUGCAAGAGAAAAAGGAAUUCAAACCAAGGACAGUGUCAGCCUGCUCCCUUGUUUCUAUUUCGUUGAGCUGCCUAUCCUGGUGUCGUCUAUGGUCAGCUUGUACUUCCUGGAGUGGACAGAUUUGUUCAAGCCAGUGAAGUCUGGCUUUAACUGUCAUGACCGCAGUCUGAGCCUACCUUACAUUGACCCUAAUCAUGAGGUCAUCCCUUUGCUGAUGCUACUUAGCUUGGCUUUUGCAGGACCUGCCAUCACGAUCAUGAUCGGGGAGGCCAUCCUAUUUUGUUGUCUUUCUCGAAGAAAAAGUCGUUCUGGAGCAGAGGCGAACAUCAACGCAGCUGGCUGCAACUUCAACUCUUUCAUUCGGCGAGCAAUUCGUUUUAUUGGUGUUCAUGCAUUUGGUCUUUGUGCGACCGCCCUCAUCACGGACAUCCUCCAGUUGAUGACGGGCUACCCAGCCCCCUACUUCCUCACAGUUUGUAAACCCAACUACACCACUCUAAACAUCAGCUGUGAGCAGAACCCUUACAUCAUGGACGAUAUCUGCUCCGGGGUGGAUGCUGUCGCAAUAAACCGGGGCAGAAAAUCAUUCCCAUCCCAGCACGCUACUCUGGCAUCUUUUGCAGCUGUCUAUGUUUCGAUGUACUUCAACAGCACACUGACAGACUCAUCCAAAUUGCUCAAGCCCUUGCUGGUCUUCUCCUUCAUCAUCUGUGCUAUAAUUUGUGGUCUGACUCGGAUUAUUCAGUACAAGAACCAUGCCAUUGAUGUCUAUCUGGGAUUUCUGCUUGGUGGAGCCAUUGCUGUCUACCUGGGUUUGUAUGCAGUUGGAAAUUUCCUCCCAAGUGAAGAGCAGAACAGUAGCCUCCCUUCCCAGCCUCACUGCCCCACCUGCUCCAUACCACACAUUAGCCAAGAGGCAGUCCUUCAUCACCUGCAAAUGAAAGCCAGCGCAUCGGUGGAGCCCGGCCUGCCCGCCUCCCAAUCUGAAGGCCUUCUGCAUCGGGGUCUUCCGCAACAGAAGGGCGACGAUAGCUUGAAGUGCUCAGGCAGGGAUGCGGAUGGGCUCUCGUCCCACAGCCCACGCAGCAAAGAGACCGUAGUGACCUUUAGCCAUACUCUCCCUCGCGUCCACACACCGCAGGCCAUAGCGGCGUACGAGGAAGCGGCCAGACGUCACGCUGCGACCCUUCACCACGCCUCCAUGGAUUCGAGCCGUUCAAAGCAGCUUUUGUCACAGUGGAAAAGUAAAAACAACCAUAAAUGCACUCUCCAGGUGCCCGAUUGUUUCCCCCCUUCAGCAGACUUACCUGUUCAGCCCUCUCAGCAUCCUCACCACCACGGCAGCAUGGAGGUCCGAUCCAGCUCCAAACCGUCGGCAAUGGGUCUGGAGGCAAGUUUUGAAGCUCACGCAUAUUUGUCCAAACUGGCCACAGGAGCAAGUACCACUUUGCCGAGUAACUGCAGUGGUAUAACGGGAGGAACCAGAAUGUUGAUGCAACCGAGACCUGGGUCUUCACAACUGGUCCACAUUCCGGAAGAAUCACAUGAAAAUUACCACAAUACCUCCCCCAAAACAGGAGGAGAAGAUAGUCUUUCUUCAGUAGAUGGCACAGUUCAGGGAAAUUGGCAAAGGGCUGCUGAGAAGACGGCGAUUUGCAGGACUAACGACGAAGGGAAGAAAGCCCAGCCUCGAAUCAUGCAAGUGAUCGCUAUGUCGAAACAGCAAGGGCUCCUUCAGACCCAUUCCAAAAGCUUGGAUGAAAGCAGCACUGUCGCAGGUUCCCAGAGCUUGGCUCACUACAGAGCUCUUAAUCCUGACAAGGAUCCGGGUAGCACCACAGGACCCAGUUCUCUGGGCAGUACCACAGGAAGUGUCUCAGGCAGCACCGGAGCGAUCGUCCGAAUAGAAGCACACCCUGAAAACAACAAACCGGUCAUCCAAGCUCCUUCCAAUGAUGGAAGUGGAUCGUGGCGGUGGCGAUCUCUGGAUCACGGCAAUGGAGCUGUCGUAGGGCAGGGGAGCACAGGAAGCGGGAGUUUGAGGCAAUCCUUCGAUCUCAACGAUCUGAACAGAGACUCCGAAAGCUCAGACUCUGUACGAGAAGGUUCGAUUGACAGGAAGCGUACUUAUACCACCUCUGUCACCCCGCCCACCGUUACUGUUCAUACAAGCCAACCAGAGCAGAAGCUCCAUAAUCAGAGCCUGUCUACUAUUAGAGUCACUCCGGGAGAUGUUAGUGGGGCCGGAUCUGGAGACACAGCUUCAGAAAUACCCUCGCUGGCCUCCAGUCGAGAAUCCACACUACGGCGAAAAGGCCACAAUGUCAUCCUGAUUCCAGAGAGAGGAAGCAGUCCGGAUAUCACCCGGAAUGUUUUCUACAAGGGAGCAUCCAUACCUAAUAAGGAAUAAUGCACAGAGUGACUGAUGGAUUCAGGCCCAUAUGUGAUCAUGAAGCAUGAUUUGUUUAAUCAAAGUCGUUUUUCUCCUCCCUUGGUGCAGUUGCCAAACACAGUAACUAAGUUUCAGUAAGGUCUUGGUGCGAUGCCAUGACAAUCUCCCUUGAGCCGCUCCACCUGAUAAAUGGAAAAAAAUAAUCAGGCUGGAGCUUAUAUGGCGACUUAACUGGAGCUAGUCAACAAUUAAAUGGCUGACUGUUUAAACCUGCCUUUGGUUUAACAUACAUGCAUUUAGCAUGACAUCCUUCAAGCGACACAUGCAAAGGACAUCUAAAUAAAAUAUAUACUGUAGCCUAGUAGAUCGUGAAGGUAUGAGCAAAGGACAUUUUUGCUCGUUGUGUUGCACUCACAACUCCAGUCAACAGUCUUCCUAUCGACAUUCUUGCUCCCUUCGCUAACCAAUAAAAAAAAGCAAUGUCACACUGUUUGUAUUGUUCCGUUGAAAUUUUUAGCGUGAAAAUGAACAGUACGAGCAAAUUGCAUUCUUACACAAUAUUACCAAUCAUUAUAUAUACCAUUAAAAAUUAUUUACGUAGCAUGAGAUUUUUGUAAACAAAGCACAACCUUUUAAGUGUUGACAGAAAUAAUCACUGUGUACUUUGUAGCCACCAAGGACACUUAUUUUAUGAUCUGUGAUUUACCAGUGGUGUCGAUGGAUUUUUUUAAACAGCUCUGUACGUUUUAUGAAUAAAAAAAAAGUCAGUAUUAAAAUAAAAAUACAUGCUUUUCAGAAUUUGAAUACUGCAAAGAAAUGACGUUGAUGUUUGUGAGAGCAGUUCCGACAAGGUUGUUGUUUUUGAUGAAGGGUGCUAUACCAGAAGAUAUUAUCUUAUUGUCAUGAAAAUCUAUGUACAAAGUAAAAACAAGCAAACAACGAUAACAGAACAAAAUCAUUUUUAUAUUUUGGCUGUGGAUAAGCACGCAAGAGAAAAUUUUGAACCAUAAGUGUGCUUAGUAUUCCUUCUGUAGCUUUGAAAUCAAAUAAGCUGUCACUUGCACUGAAAGUGUUUACUCUCCCUUGUACUACAUGCUGUAGGACCAUAUCAUUAUAUCCAAUGCGUUAGUAUAAUUAGAUGAGGUUGUUUUU
Messenger RNA from Syngnathus acus (greater pipefish), 3830 nucleotides. RefSeq names its product 2-lysophosphatidate phosphatase PLPPR4 (gene plppr4b). The coding region runs from base 264 to 2696 and encodes 810 amino acids. The transcript has 7 exons. The record is from RefSeq and is a predicted model, not a curated record. Gene Ontology annotation, molecular function: phosphatidate phosphatase activity. Lineage: Eukaryota; Metazoa; Chordata; Actinopteri; Syngnathiformes; Syngnathidae. Gene Ontology annotation, biological process: phospholipid dephosphorylation; signal transduction; axonogenesis.